AAAAAUUUCAAGAGAAAAAACUAAUAAAGUAAAGAUCUUUGUGUGUAUUGUGGUGACUGGUGACCAUUGCAUAAUUGAAAAGUUAAGUAAAUGGGUAGGGACCAAUAGAAAAACCAAGUCAAAUUACAUAUAGAGAUAAACUUGUCUAAUCUCUCCCGCCACCCACUCCUAUCUUCCUCUAAUCUCGCCUCUCAUCUCUCUCUCUUUAUCACUCUCCCCUCUCGUCAUAUAAAGACAUUAAACUCUAAAGUCAUCUCUCUUCUAUCUAUCUCUCUGUCUCUUCUUGAGAGCUAAAAAGAACAUCAAAUGGCCAUUAUCGACGUUGAUGAUUCAUUCAAGAGACCAGGAACUAUACCUUUUAGCUGGGAGAUCCGACCCGGUGUACCUAAAACCCGAAUGUCUCAACCCGGUAACACAACUCCUCUUCAGCCUCCAAAGAAACUCUCUCCUCUCCGUUUUAAACCAUUGUCUCACUCUCAGCCGCUUCUCCCGCCGGCGUUAUCUCCACCGUCUUCUUCUUUCAUCUCCAAUUCCAAAAGCCGUCCUUUAUCUCCUCUCACUCCCCAUUCCUUUUCUACAACCCCAUCGAAGCUCAAGCCACCACGAACACCGUCGUCGCUUUCUGGAUUUUACUCUCCGGGACCUUCUUUCCGAUCAUCGCCGCGUGCUUUCUCGGAACGGUGGCAGCUCCACCGCCCUAACCGGAUUCGACCCGAAUCCGAACCAGAACCAAGUUCCGAUUUUUCUGUUGCCGGGUUCGGGUGUUUCCCGUCGCCUAAGUUUAGGUUGAGGAAAGUUAAGAGCGGUGGUAGUCGGAGAAAAUCCGGGUCGAGAUCGGAGAAUGAUUAUUAUUGCUCCGACAUGGAGACGAUGUCGCCGUGGACUGUUUCAAGCCGUAGAUCGGUUUCUCCGAGAUGGGAAUCACCCAAGUCGUCGUUUUCUUCUCUCCGAUUCUCGCCACGAUUCGCCAACGAAGCUGAAUGGGUUGGGUUUGGACUCUUUUGAGCACAUUUUCAAUGAAAUGGCUCGCGAUCGGUUCUUUAGCCAUCCGAACCAACGGAAGCCUCUUGAAUCGCGCAAAUCAAAUUAAAGCAAAUGUUGGGCUAAAAUGGGAUUUUUCAAAAGUUUAGGGUCCUAUAUCUAAUGUGCUUUAGAGUUUUCACAUCUGUGUAAUAUAAAUUUGUGGAUCUGUGGAUGUCUAAAGACAAUUCACAUUUUGAAUUUUGAAGUUUUGAGUGUGGGGAAAAAAGAUUGUAAGAUAUGAAAAGUAAAAUUAGUAAAUGAAUUUAGAAAUCACACUAAAAAGUUAACAUUUUUUUGCUACAUACAACUUCUUAAACUAUGGAAAAAG
Messenger RNA from Arabidopsis thaliana (thale cress), 1351 nucleotides. Its product is annotated as extensin-like protein. NCBI's taxonomy places the organism in Eukaryota, Viridiplantae, Streptophyta, Magnoliopsida, Brassicales, Brassicaceae. Bases 307 to 1005 code for a protein of 232 amino acids. The transcript has a single exon. The record is from RefSeq and is marked reviewed.